Dentiscutata erythropus is the source of this 2678-nucleotide messenger RNA. The record is from the annotation of a GenBank genome assembly. NCBI's taxonomy places the organism in Eukaryota, Fungi, Glomeromycota, Glomeromycetes, Diversisporales, Gigasporaceae.
UUGAGCUGCUUUUAGUUCAAAUCCUCUCUAUAAUGACGACAACGAAGUCAGAAUGCAGUGUUUGCUGUGAAGACUACACAACAGUUCAAGUAAUUUCGUCCGUCUGCGGUCAUAAUGACCUUUGCUCCACUUGCAUAAAGCGACACAUUGAAGCAGAAUUGAAUACUAAAGGAAGUGAAAUUCAAGUGCGUUGUCCAAAAUCUCGCUGUACGAUAGAAUUGACUUAUGAUGAUGUAAAAAGAUUGGCUCCAAAAGAGUUAUUCGACAGGUACGAUACUCUUCUUUUGCGAGCUGCAAUUCGUAAGCUUCAAGAUUUUCGCUGGUGCAAGGCUCCAAAGUGCGGUUCCGGUCAAGAGCAUACAACCGGAGAUAAUUUACCAAUAAUCACUUGCGAAGCUUGUAGUGCAAAAUCCUGUUUCACUCAUGAUGUUCCUUGGCACAUAGGAUUGACCUGUGAUGAAUUCUCUGAGCAAUUGCAGACCAAAGAUUAUGCUGCCAAUCGUGCCUAUUAUGAACGUCAUACUAAACCAUGUCCAAAGUGUAAAAUGUCUAUUGAGAAAAAUAGUGGAUGCGACCAUAUGAGUUGCCGUUGUGGUUAUGAAUUUUGUUGGCUAUGCCUUGGUGAUUACGAAACUAUUCGUAAAAAAGUCAAAUCAUCAGAUUUGUGCAACGUUGUUUUGCCGAUCGAUUUAAAUUCUAUGCUCGGUCUGAGAAAUCAUAUGUACAGUACGCUCGAAAAUUCUAAAAUGUCGAAAAACAAUGCGUUAGAUCGUCUUAACUUAAUACAAGACCAUCUCUCUCAACCAACAGGCUCAAUAGACUUAGCAAACGAAAGGUCAAAUGCGAGUUUCAACGUUGAGCAUAUGAAUUGGCUAUUUUGUGGUUCAAAAGACUUCGCGAAAGCUUUAUCUGAUGCGUACCAAAUGAUACAACGCGACCCAGACCUUUAUAUUCCUGGUGGGCAUAGUUUUGAUAUGACUCAACCUCAGCAACGUGAACUCGUCCAACGGCAAGCCUUGAGAUACCAAAGAGUUCACGAAACGUUAAAAGAUCCAUUAUUACGUAGAGCCUUAGAAAUCGCGAUGUGCCUUUAUUCUGAAGCGUUUUCGAUGAAAAUAUAUGUUCACAAUACUUUAUUUCGCCAAUCUAUUGAAUUUUUUGGAACAAAAGAACAACAAGACGAAUGGAUGGAUGAUGUUUUAAAUUGGAGAAUUAUUGGAUGUUUUGCUAUGACUGAAUUGGGUCACAGUUCUUUUAUACGUGGUCUAGAAACUACUGCAACUUAUGAUAGAAUUCAUGACGAAUUUAUUAUCAAUUCUCCAACUUUAACGGCUACAAAAUGGUGGAUAGGAAUGGCAGGCCAGACAGCUACGCAUACUGUUGCAAUAUGUCAAACUAUAAUUGAUUCAGAAAAUUACGGCAUUAACUGGUUUGUAGUCCCAAUGCGAGAUCGCAAAACUGGUCAUUUACUUCCUGGAGUUACGGCUGGUGAUCUUGGUGCAAAAUAUGGUCGACAUGGCCUAGAUAGUGGAUGGAUACAAUUUUCUAAUGUUCGUAUUCCACGAAAAAAUAUGUUAAUGAAAUGGUCAAAAGUAACUGAAGAUGGAAAAUAUAUACCACCACAAAAUCCUGCAAUUGCUUAUACGCCUUUAAUUGGCGAACGAUUAACAGUUCUCUCUGGAACACAAAAUGCUUUGGGAAGAGCGUUGGCUAUUGCUUGUAGAUAUGGUUGUGUUAGACGUCAGAGUGCUGAUGAUGGACAAAUUAUGAAUUAUCAAACUCAUUACGUCAGACUUGUUCCUUGUGUUGCUAGCAUUUAUGUUAUUAAUAUCGUGGAUAGAGCUAUUAAAAUUCAAUGGGAAGAGUUAAUAAAACAAAUACAUACGAAUCAAGCUGAGUUUUUAAAAAAUGUUACUGACGUACAUGCAUUAUCUUCAGGCCUAAAAGGAACUAUAACAUGGUGGGGUAGUGAAAUGUUUGAAAGAUGUAGAAGAUCUCUGGGUGGUCACGCUUAUUCAGCUUAUAAUGCUAUCGGACCUGCUAUCGGAGAUUGGGGUGUUACUACUACCGGCGGUGGUGAUAAUUUUGUACUUUUACAACAAACAGCCAGAUACUUGAUAAGUUCAUACGAAAAAAUGGUCCAAGGGAAACAACUUUCUGGUUCUGUUGAAUAUUUUAACAACAUUAAACAAUUUUCGAAAAUUGUUAAGAAAGAUUUGUCUGUAACAUGGAAUAAUAAUCAAAUCUCUUUGAUACGUCUUUCAGAACUUCACUCAUUCAGAUACUGUCUUUCGGAGUAUAUUCAAGGCAUUUCUAAAUACCAAAAUUCAAUUCCAGAGUUUCAAAAUUUAUGUCCAAUUCUUACAAAAUUAGGACAAUUAUGGUCAAUUCAUUUAAUAUACGAAUCAUUAAAAGAAUUUCUAGAAGAAGGUUAUUUUGGAAAAGAACAAGCUAAUAUUGUAAAAAAUGCUUACUUCAGGAUGUGUAAAGAGUUGAGAAAAGAAAUUAUACCUCUCGUCGAUGCGUGGGGAUAUCCAGAUUUUAUCUUACAAGCUCCUUUGGGAAAAUUCGACGGUGAUGUUUAUAAAGAAUAUUUUAAUACCGUUAGAGCUGCACCAAAUUGUGUUGGAGUACCAAGUUAUUGGAAAGAUUACAUUAAGCCAUUUACCGAUCCAUAG